Molecule: messenger RNA, 1197 nt
Organism: Diaporthe citri
Lineage: Eukaryota; Fungi; Ascomycota; Sordariomycetes; Diaporthales; Diaporthaceae
Exons: 3
Coding region: 1-1197 (398 amino acids)
Biological process (GO): carbohydrate metabolic process
Source: RefSeq, a predicted model, not a curated record
AUGGCAGCUCCCCGGACCCGCUACUACUGGCUAGCCAAGGCGAGCCUGCUUGGAUUCUCAUUGGCGGCCACAGACAAGGCAACUUAUACCGACCACUCCGUGACAGCCAUCAAGACGUUACAGACCUUUUACGAUGAGCCAGAUGGGCUCUGGGAAACGACAGGCUGGUGGAACAAUGCAAAUUGCCUUACUGUUCUGGGAGACUUCCUCUCCCUUUCCGUUGACGGGGCAAAUGACUUAGACUUGGACAAUGUGCUCUCCAAUACUUUCACUCAAGCCCAACAGACCACUCAGACGGCAACCAAGACGCUUGUGAAAGGCUCGAGUAGGCGUUUGUUCGAAUCAAGAUACACUGCUUCCCCAGUACUGGGCGACUCCGGCCUCGCUGCCAGGGGCUUUAGUGGCUUCAUCAAUAAUUACUAUGAUGACGAAGGAUGGUGGGCUCUCGCCUGGAUCCGAGCAUACGACGUCACUGGCAAUACGGAGUAUCUUAAUAUGGCGGAAAGUAUCUUUGCGGAUAUGCAAGGCGGUGUCAACGGUACUUGUGGGGGAGGCAUAUGGUGGAGUAAGGACAGGAAGUACAAGAACGCAAUCGCCAAUGAGCUAUACCUAUCCGUUGCUGCUUCUCUUGCAAACCGUGCAGCCGGAUCGGAUUCGUACUUGAGCAUCGCCAAGGACGAAUGGAACUGGUUCAAGGGCAGUGGUAUGAUAAACGACAAUAACUUGAUCAAUGAUGGACUCGACAUAAACUCUGAUGGGUCUUGUUCCAAUAAUGGGGACACGGUAUGGUCCUACAACCAGGGAGUCAUCCUCGGUGGGCUGGUCGAACUCUCCAGAGCCACUGGGGACUCUGAGUACCUGUCUGAGGCUACUUCGAUCGCGGAGGCUGCGAUAGAGGCUCUUUCGGAGGACGGCAUCCUUCAUGAAAGUUGUGAGCCCAAUGAUUGCGGGGCCGACGGCUCUCAGUUCAAAGGUAUAUUCAUGAGGAACCUGUACUACUUACAGCUCGAGGCCCCGCAAGACAGUUUCCGCAGCUUUAUCCUGGAUAACGCGGAUUCCAUUUGGAAUAACGACCGUAACAGCAGUGACUUCUUGGGCCUCGUGUGGUCUGGUCCUCCUUCGGCAGGCGGGUUCCCUGAUGCGAGCACGCAAAGCUCGGCAUUGGACACGCUCGUUGCUGCGGUGGCCGUGUUCUAG